This is a messenger RNA of Ornithodoros turicata, 6169 nucleotides long. RefSeq names its product trichohyalin-like. The record is from RefSeq and is a predicted model, not a curated record. The coding region runs from base 110 to 5998 and encodes 1962 amino acids. Lineage: Eukaryota; Metazoa; Arthropoda; Arachnida; Ixodida; Argasidae. The transcript has 18 exons.
GCAGCGCAGGACGCCGGGACAACGCUGCCAUCACAUGUACAGCAGUUACUUUGCACAACUUUUUACAGCAGUUAUGGAACCCCUUGAAUGGUAAGCCCUUGAAUGAAUAAUGAGCGGUACGUGCACAGGGUUUCUGCCUCUCUCCGCCAAACCAACACGAUGCAAGCGUUGCUUCCGGGAUAUAUCCGAGCACAAGAAGGAACCGUUCACAAACAGUGAGAAAGCGAAAAAGAAUGAAUCCCAAAAUAUACCGAGGCGAGCUUCUACAGCUGGCCAGACAUCGUUUCAGGAAAGCCAGGCCGACAAAAUUGCUCAGCUUAGAAGACGGAGAACAGUUCAAGACACCAUAGAGGAUACAUCGAAAGUGUGUUCUGGUCAUCGCCGAACGUUAUCUUCUGAUGGUGCAAGACAUUCCAUGGACUUGGGAUCGCUCAAGUCUGACCCUGAAGAACAGAGCAGCGACAAGGAGCAGAAAGAAAGUUCCACAAGAAGACGAAGGAUUAAGAUACUAGAUAGCCAGGAAGUUGAUAAAGGAGUGCCCGUGUUACCGACGGAUACAGCUGCGGUAGCGUCUCCGUCAGCUGAUGUGGAGUUUAUUCUGAAGGUAAAGACCAGUGCGAAUCAACACAAGUUGGGAGACGACUCUGAAAGUGUGACACUGACCGAGACAACAGACACCACGUUGUCUUUCCACGACAGCUACGAAGACCUGUCGGAUGCAUUGUCAAAAAUGAAGACCCAGCUCGAAGCUGCUGAAGAGAAAAUUAAGCGACUGGAGCAAGACAAAGUUGAGUUGCAGAAACGCAAAGUGACCGACUCUGAUAAAAAAGCUCUGGAGAAGACAGCAUCUGAGACCUUAAAAAUGCGCUCCAGGAUAAACGAGUUGGAAACGAUUAACGAAGAGUUGAAGGACGAUAAUAAGUGCUUGAAAUUGGAAGUUGAAGAGCUCCAGGCGGAGCUGGAAAGGAAAGAAUCUGCCGAUAUUUACAAAAAAGAGACAGAAACGCUGAGGCUGCAACUUCAGCAGGCUGAAAAUUUGUGUGAGGAACUCAUGGAAGAGAAUGAAGAUGUGAAGAAAGAGAAGAACAGCCUCGAAGAACAGCUUGAUGAACUGCAAGAUCAAUAUCGUGAAGAUCAACAGUCAGAAUUUCAAGAUUUGAAGAGGGAGCUCGAAGCUACGGGGAAGAAUUGUAGGGUGUUGCAGUUUAAGCUACGGAAAGCAGAACGACGAUGCGAACAAUUGGAAAUUGAGAGAGGCCAGUUGACAGACAAAGUGAAUGACCUGCAGAAGACGACCAAGAUCGAGGUGGACAAGACCAGGAUGAAAGUGCUGGAAGAUGAGAUUAAAGUUGCCAACGAUUUGUCAGUCAAAUUGGCCUCAGAACUGGAGGUACUGAAGGAUGCAAAAGCAAAGUUGGAGAUCGAGAACAGUGCUCUCAAGUCGGCUGGUAACAAGGGACCAUCAGUUAAAGAACCAUCAAAGAGCAAGGAAGCAGUUGUAGGUAAAGACUACGAGAGCAUAUGCAAAGAUUUGUACGACUCUAUGGAACGCGAAGCGGACUUACGCGAGCAACUCCGCUUUGCAGAAGACGAAAACAAAUCCAUUCGCCGCAAACUGAACAACAUCGAACAGGACAACGAUACUCUCGUGUUGCAAAUACGCAAGCUGAGCGGAAGACACAAGAGCGACGACAGUGAAUCAAGCGACGAGGAUAUGUCGAGCGAAGAACUCCGCAUGCAGUAUGACCUUCAGGAGCAAGAAAUGACCGUUCUCAGAAGAAAGAUAGAGGAACGUGAACAACAAGUGGAGGCUUUAGAGAAAGAAGUCAAGUACCUUCAAGAAAAGUUAGUCAGUCGACCAUUUACUAAAGUGGAUUUACCUGAACCGCCAAAGAAUGAUGCCGACGUUGACGUCUUCCAUAAACAGAAAGCAAAACUUUUGGAAUAUGAAGCUAGGGAGCUACGGCAGAAAUUAAUCGAGAAAGAGCGAGAGAAUGAAAGACUACAGACGGAAAUCGAGGUUCAUCGGCGGAAGGCUUCUAAAGUAAUCGUACGGAGCCGCUCUCUGGACAGCGAUCUUCAAGUGGACCUGAAGCGUCAGUUGCAGCUCGUUGAACAGGAGGCCAGUAUUUUGAGACAGAAAUCGAUCGACCUUGAGAAUGAGAACGAGAAGUUGGCUAACGAGAAUAAACGCCACUUGUUGAGGCUGAGCAGGAAACCUCCUCCUGGUCCACAAGAGUUACUUCAGUUAGACAACCUUGAACUGAAGGAGAAAUUAUCGGACGUGGAAGGGCGUUUGAACGCGUUGAAGGAAGAGUAUGAACGGGUGGCUGCAGGUGCAGCACCAUCAACGGUCAUCCUACAAGAGUACUCUCCUAAGAAGGAGAAGAUGAGUGAAGGUGAGAGCGAUUUGAUUGCGAGUCUUAAGAAAAAGAUUCGGGCCAAGGAAGAUGAGACCAGUGGGUUGCAGACCAAGGUCGUUCAGAUGGAAAUAGAGAACAACAAGCUAAACAGAGACUACAAAAAGUUGAAAGACGCGCUCAAUUUUAAGAAGAAGCCACCUAGGGCUGUACGUGAGACAGCGACGAGGGGAGAACUGAAAGAUAUCAUUAUGGACCUGGAGGAUGAGAUCAACGAACUGCAGAUUACUCUGCGAGGUCGCGAGGUGGCUCAGGAAACGAUGGCGGAAGAAUUGGAGACAGCCAAGAAGACAUUGGAAAACUUCUUGUUGAAGAAUAGGCAUCAAGAAAACCAAGUGGACGAAGAGCUUGAAACCGUCAAGAGGCAACGAGACGAAUAUUUAAGCCAACUGUUACAAGAAAGAGAAAAAGUCAAAGCACUCAGGAAGCAGCUCAUGUCCAUUACUAAAGGCACGGAUGUUGACAUCCUCGACAAAGUAACGACGCUGCAGCAACAACAGGACAACGCGGAGACUGAAAUUAAGACUCUCCAACAAAAGGUCUUGCAUGAGCAAACCAAAGUGAAGGAACUCGAAGAAAGAAUGAGUGUCAUGUCGAAUCUAAAUGAAAGUCUGGCGGCCAGUGUCAAGCUUUUAGAGUCCAAAAAUGAAGAACAGCAUGAACAGCUAGAACAGCGAAAGAAAGCACUUCAAAAUGCAGAGACGCAGUUAAAAUUAUUCAAGGGCAAGUUGGAGUCGACAGAAAGCGGUUACACAGUGCUGAAGAAAGAAUGCAAUCAGCUAAAAAACGAGUUGCAAGAAGAAAGAAUGAAAGCUGCUUCACCAACAGGAUCAUCGCAAGGAGACAUCGUGUGGACCAAAGAACGUGAAGAACUAAGACGUAAGAUCGACGAAAUGAAGGGAUCGUUAGCGGUGAUGAUUCGGAAGGACGACGAAAAAGACAAAAUAUUCCAGGAUAAAGAAAACAGGUUAAAACAGGAGCACGAAAGGAAGCUUGAGAAGAGUGUGAAGGAUGUGCGGGAGUUCCUGCAGUCAGAAAUCAAGACCCUACAAGGCGAACAGGCGUCGCUCAAGGCAAAAUUGAACGAGGCCCUGGAAUUGUCGCAAAAGAAAGAGAAAGAGGCCAAGACAGCGAACGAAAAAGCUCGCAUGCUUUCCAAUGCGCACCGCCGAGAGAAGGAAGAAUGGCAGAAUAGACUAGAAGACAUGGAAGAAAAACUUCGGGCUGAGAUUAGGAAACGUGAUAGGAUGGAACGGGAACAUGAACUUGAACUCAAGACAAAGUCUGAGGACAUCCUUCAGAUUCAGAACAGAGUGGUCCAAUUAGAACGCGAAAAUCGGCGAAUGGCUACCAGGCUUCAGGAGGUUGAACACGAACAGCUCGAAGAGAGAAAACAGUUUGAGAAGGACUUGGCCAAAGAACAAGAGGAGUAUGACGACUUAACAUCCCGGUAUGAGCUCCUGGAAGAAGAGUUUGUCCGCAUGAAGAACAAGCUGCACAUCGAGAAGGAACAAGUUGAAGCGGGAUUGAAGCAACUCCGCAAAGACCACGAGAAAACGACCAAAGAAAUUUCCACCAUGCGAGAUAACUUCACUGCGCGACAGGAGGCGUUUGUCAGAGAAAAACAAGAUUUCCAGAACCUAAUAAGAGAACUGGAAGCCAAGUUGACCAAGUUAAAAGACAUCGAAGGGGAACGCAAUCGCGUCAGGUCCAAUCUGAAUGAAAGGGAUGCCAUCAUCGCCGAACUCAAGAAAUCAGAGCAGUCUUUCCGAGACGACAAGGAGAAGCUACGUAAAAGAAACGAAGAGCUGAUGCGACGCAUAGCAGAACUGGAGCGUUCCGAGCGAACACUUCGAGCGCUCACCAUGGUCAAGACCGAUUCUCAAGAACUGAAAGCCCGCCUGGAGCAUUCGGGCCACGUCCACAAGGCUGAGCAGGCAGCACUACGAGCAGACUACGAAAGUCGCGUCAACUAUAUGACUAGCGAGGCCCAGGCUCUGCAGUCGCAGAUCACGUCUAUUGCACGAGAACGGGAUCAAUUGAGGGAUAAAUUGGAAGAGACGCUCAAGAACACGUCACUUAGAAGGGAAAGGUACAGGGGAAAGGAAGCGCUCGAGUCCAUACAGACGAAAGCUCAACAACUUCAGCUACAAGUAGAUGACCUGAAAAACCAAUUGGAAGAAUCGUUAACCGAUAACCGAAAACUGCUGAUCCAGCUGGAAGCAGACAGGGGCUCCGCGGAAAUCCAGCUGUCGAAUCUCAAGUCGAAACUCAACCAGUACGAGGAAAAAAAUAUCUUGGACGCAAGUCGAGGGACUGCGAAGGCGUACGCGAAGACGCGUUUGGAACUGGCUUGGGAGAAAGAAAGGAAUGACCUGCAGAGGGUCUUAGGAGAAUCUCAAACAACUAUCAAGGACUUACGGGAGAAGCUGAUCGCAACUGAGAACGAACGAGAUGCCGAACGCGAGGCGCUUAACAGAAAUAUUCAGGAGCUAAGGAAAAGGUUGGACCAAGACGAUGUUUGUAGGGAUGUUAUUGAGUUGCAAACAGAACUGGAAGAAAAGAAAGACGCGUACGAAAGGCUGAAAACACAACACGACCGUCUACGGCGCGAAAGGGAUCGCCUUGACCGAGAGAGGGAGUCUUGGAAGCAGAGGGUGGCCACCACUAUGGACGUCCAGGCUCUUGUUGGGGACAUCACGGACGACAUGAAAAGGUUAACGGAUCUUGUAAAAUUAGAAGGCAUCUUUGCUGAGGACCAAAGCAAGGCACAGGCGAGACCACUGCGAACCGGAUCAACGCCCAAGGAUGACCUGAUGAACAUUCUAAACAAGGUUGCCCAUCAAGCAGAGGCUCUUAAGGCUGCAUGUCAGCCACUGAGAGAAGAUGACCUUAUCAGGAGGACAACAUCAUUUCGGAGAGCCAUAUCCCAUUCAGACAUGGCCAACCAGUCUCCCCUGAUACGGGCGCCACCACGAACAAGGUCUUCCAUCCAUCGAAAGACGCUCUCCUUAGGGCAGGGCAUGUCAGGUGCGGACAUGAAGAUCUGGGCGUCGGGGGAGAGUCUCUCUGGAACUCCAUCAGGUUCGCAGACCAGCCUACGAGGCAGGUCAACAACCACGGGGUACGAAUCUGACAGCUCUGCCGUCUCGGAGCCUCCGGCGCACUGGAGAUAUGGUGGCUUCACAUCUCUCAGCCGCGACACUGACAACGAAUCGAGCAAUCCCGGCAGUUUAGAAGAGUUUCCAACUCAAGGGAAACAAAAGAAAACACUAAAGGAUAGGCUAAAGGUUCUCAAGAGGUCUUCGUCUGAUGUCAGACAGGACAGUACGAAAGAAGAAAAGACACUGAAAUCCAGGCUUUCGAAAGCGUUCCGAAGCAAAGAAAAGAUUGAUGCGCCCGAGCAAAGACCGAGAGUGACGGAGACGCAAGCCAGCAAGGAACAGUCAGAUAACUUGGCAGCCAAAAGCAAGAAGUCUCUUCUGGGUCGUCUUGCUUCGAAACCCCCAGUUAGCAAAACCACAGAUCCAAGGAAAACUCUCGACAGGAAGGAGUCAUUUAACGAAACUCGUGUAUGAAGAAAGAGAAGAAGAAGAAGAAAGAUACGUGUUGAUAUUUCGUGUCAUACACCGUUACCAAUCGUCAUUCCUUUAGUGAUAUGUCCUUUUUGUAGAAUAACCGUUGACGCGUCAACAAAACUUGGGUGCUGUGUUCUUAGAAGCAGUGCAAUAUACAAUGUUUUGGUUCAA